Messenger RNA from Thermothelomyces thermophilus ATCC 42464, 1639 nucleotides. RefSeq lists its product as uncharacterized. Bases 431 to 1510 code for a protein of 359 amino acids. The transcript has 2 exons. Gene Ontology annotation, biological process: cellular response to misfolded protein. Lineage: Eukaryota; Fungi; Ascomycota; Sordariomycetes; Sordariales; Chaetomiaceae. Gene Ontology annotation, molecular function: Hsp70 protein binding. The record is from RefSeq and is a predicted model, not a curated record. Gene Ontology annotation, cellular component: endoplasmic reticulum membrane.
CUGGAAACUGUUUCAUUGUUCAGUGUCCUGCAGCCAAAAUAUCGGCGCGGCUCAGCCAUCGCCAGAGUGUUCCCGGAGCUUCGCCCAUCGCAGAGCCGGCUUUAUUCUCUGGCCAGACGUCUCCUGUGAUUGCAUCGCUGCGACUUUUGCGCCCGCGGGCUCCACGGGGGGUGCGCAUUUAGGGGUCUGCAGUCUGGAACCGACCGACCGCCCGACGGACCAAGACGACACGCUAGCCAGAUCCGAGAAACGGCGCAACAGACAACACCCAACUGCGGUCUCUCGUGUCAGUAUCGUUUUGCAGUGUACCGGCCUCCCUAUUCCGGCUUUUCCGCUCGCUGAGAUCAUCCCCUCGACUGCCCUCUCUCUCUCUCUCUGUCUCUCUCUCCGGCGCCUACUCUCUACACGUUUCCUCCACCGACCGGGCACCAUGCCCGACGCCUCCGCCUCCGGGGCCUCGUCGUCCCAAAAUGACGCCUCCGCGCGCAACCGGCGCGAGCACAACCAGGGCAAUCAGGAGCGCAAGUACACGGCCGAGCAGAAGGCGGCGGUGCUGCGGAUCCGGCGGUGCCACCCGACGGCCUUCUACGAGAUCCUGGAGCUGCAAAAGACGUGUACCGAUAGCGAGAUCAAGAAGGCGUACCGCAAGCUCUCGCUGCUGACGCACCCGGACAAGAACGGCCACGAACACGCCGACGAGGCAUUCAAGAUGGUGUCGCGCGCUUUCAGCGUGCUGGGCGACAAGGAGAAGAGAGAAAAGUACGACCGGUACGGGACGGACCCCGACAGUCGGUUCGCCAGUGCCCAGGCGCAGGCUGCGGAGAACCCCUUCGCCGGGUUUUCCGGACGGAGAGCCGCCGGCGGCGGCGGCGGCGGCGGCACUGGUGGUGGGUGGGGUGCAGAGGAGAUUAGUCCGGAAGAAAUGUUUGCGCGGUUCUUUGGGGGUGGUGGUUUUGGAGGGCCUUUUGCAGGCUUUGACGGCGGGCCGCAGUUCGUCUUCAAUUUUGGCGGGCCGGGAGUUCGGGUGCAUCAGUUCGGCGGCCCACGACCACGGGGUCGGCCCCGUAACCCCGGACAAGAGGAGCCGCCGAGUGUGUGGAGCAAUCUUGUCGGGUAUCUGCCCAUCAUCCUGCUCCUUUUCUGGCCAGUCAUCUCCUCCAUCUUCUCGGGCGUCUUCUCCUCGACGCCGUCAACGCCUAGCAUGGUCUUCGAUGAGCCGCACCCGCCACUGUACACGAUGGAGCGCACGAUGCCGCACUUCAAGGUGAAGUAUUACCUCAACCCGGCCGACGUCCACUCGUACAGUCAGUCCAAGCUGUCAUCGCUUGACAAGAAGGCCGAGGUGGUGCUCGUGCAGCAGCUGCGCCUCAAGUGCGAUAACGAGAUGGCGCACAAGCAGCAGCUACGGAACGCGGCCCAAGGCUGGUUCUUCCAGGAUCCGGAGAAGAUGGAGCUGGCGAAUACAUAUGACAUGCCCGCCUGUCGUAGGCUGAACUCGUUGGGGGUGUGAUGGGUGGAGGAAGUAAUGUUUGAAGCUGGCUGGCUGGGAUUGGGCGCUAUGUGAUUAUGGCUUAGAAUUUUCUUUCCGCUACGAUUAGUCGGCCCACGAUUCUGGCCCUUCUGGCGUUGGAGGAUAUUU